AUGGCUAUGGAUACUGGUUUAUUAACAGCAAUUACCUUGGGAGUAGUACUUAUAAGAUAUCCUGUUGAUCUUCCUUUAUGGAUUGACUGGUUGAUUGGCACAAUUGCGGAAGUUAUUGGUAUUUCUAUUGAUAAUUUUAAGCUUCUUGGAUGUCUUAUUUUUUCGUAUCCUUCAGCAUGUUUUUUGAGAAAAUUGCCCUCUAAGAAGCCUUAUUUUAAAAAUAUAUUCAAUAUUAUUAUUUCUGUUUUUUUUUUGAUUGUCUUUAAUUUUUGGUAUGCUUUGCAAACAGUCCUUAUUAGUGCAACUGGGACGUAUAUUAUUGUUAAAUAUAUCAAGGGAAAAUAUAUGCCGCUUAUUGCAUUUAUUUUUUUAAUAGGACAUUUGAGUGUUAAUCAUUUUUGCCGUCAGUUUUUUAAUCUUGAUCCUGGAAUGGAUGUUACGUCUAUCCAAAUGGUUCUUUGUAUGAAGCUUACAGCAUUUGCAUGGAAUGUUUAUGAUGGUCGACAAGAUCUAUUAACAUUAACUCAAAAACAAAGAAAAUAUUGUUUAAAAGAACUUCCAUCUUUGUUGGAUUAUCUUGGUUAUAUAUUUUUUUUUCCAUCUUUUAUUGUAGGACCUUCUUUUGACAUGGCUGAUUAUUAUCAUUGGUUGACAAACGGUACUUCAACUUAUGUACCUAAAAAAAAACAUGCCGAUAAGCUUAAAAAACGGUUAUUAAGGAAAGAUAGAUAUUAUGCAUUAAAGAAAUUUGUUUCUGGUUUGUUUUAUCUUUGUUUAUUUCAAUUGAUGUCUUUAUAUUUUUCUACGGCUUUUGUUCUUAAUGAUGAAUUCCUUGAAACAACUCGAAUUUACAGAUUUUUAUAUCUUAUUCCUUUGUCAAUAACACAUCGUUUAAAAUAUUAUGGUGUUUGGUCAAUUGCUGAAGGUGCAUGUAUUUUGUCGGGUAUAGGUGAUGUUACAAGAAACCAUAAUGGUGAUAUUAUUCAUAAUUCUCUUGAAAAUAUCAAUCCAUAUGAUGUUGAAAUGGCACAGAAUACUAAACAGUUGUUUGAGGCUUGGAAUAAAAGUGCAAAUCGAUGGUUAAAAUAUUAUGUUUAUUUAAGAGUAAUAUCUUAUAAUGAUAAUGCAAAAUUUAAAGGCUCCUUUGUAACAUUUAUGGUAAGUGCUUUAUGGCAUGGGUUUUAUCCGGGUUAUUAUUUAUCUUUUAUAACUGGAGCAUUUGUACAAAUUUUGGGAAAAUAUUUUAGAAAACAUAUUCGACCUCUUUUUUUAACUAAAGACAUGAAACCAACUAGAUACAAAAUAUUUUAUGAUGUAUUAUCGUUACUAACCAUGCAAUUAACAUGGGGAUAUAUUGCGCAGCCUUUUGUUAUUCUUGGUUUAUGGGAUUCUUUACGUUUUUGGCAACGUUAUGAUUUUUUUGUGCAUUUUGGAAUUCUUGUCUUGUUCUUACUAUUUCUAAGUCCUUUGAAGGCUUUGGUAUAUUAAUUUGACAUUUUUAUUAAAAUUUUCAUAUUGAAUUAUAAUGGCUUUUUAUACAUUUUUAAUGCGAAAAAAUGGCUAAUU
Molecule: messenger RNA, 1566 nt
Organism: Pneumocystis murina B123
Lineage: Eukaryota; Fungi; Ascomycota; Pneumocystomycetes; Pneumocystales; Pneumocystaceae
Exons: 8
Coding region: 1-1488 (495 amino acids)
Biological process (GO): glycerophospholipid biosynthetic process; lipid modification
Cellular component (GO): endoplasmic reticulum; membrane
Molecular function (GO): 1-acylglycerol-3-phosphate O-acyltransferase activity; 1-acylglycerophosphocholine O-acyltransferase activity
Source: RefSeq, a predicted model, not a curated record